CCAGAUGACUUGGAGUUGGAGACUGCUGUUUUAAAAAAAAUAAGGUUAGAUUCCAAAUAAAUAGAAAUUAGAUUUUUAAAAUUAAUGAAUAAUGAGUCGAAACAGAGAACUCGUAUCUAAUAUUGGACUUCGACUAGAUGGUAGGAGACCUAAUGAACUGAGAAGGAUACGUUGUAAAUUAGGCGUAUUUCCUGAACCUGAUGGAAGUGCUUACAUUGAACAAGGUCUCACCAAAGUCCUAGCUUCGGUUUAUGGACCUCACCAGGUUCGUGGAGGCAGAUCGAAGGCCCAACAUGAUGCGGCAGUCAUCAAUUGUCAGUUUAGUAUGGCCGUAUUUUCCACAGGAGAGAGAAAAAGAAGACCCAGAGGGGAUAGGAAAUCUACAGAAAUGUCCAUUCAUUUGAGACAGGCGUUAGUUGCGGCAAUUAAAAUCGAAUUAUAUCCAUGGUCUCAAAUCGACGUCUACGUUGAAGUUCUCCACGCAGACGGAGGAAUAUACCCUGCAUGUGUAAACGCAGCCACACUAGCUUUGGUUGAUGCGGGCAUCCCCUUGAAGGAGUAUGUAGUUGCUUGCACAGCGUCUUUAGCAAACAAAGAUAUAUCAAUGAUUGAUAUUUCGCAUCAAGAAGAAUUGAUGGGAGGACCUACUCUAACCCUUGCUGCUUUACCAAUAUCGGGAAAAAUUGUUUUGUUAGAGAUGUCCAAAAGAUUCCACGUUGAUGAUUUGCAGAAAGUGAUUGAUAAAGCUCUGGAGGGAUGUAGAGAUAUCAAAAAUAUUCUAGAUGAAGCUGUUAGGAAUAAUCUUCGACAUACUGGAAGCUCAACAGGUUGGAUUUUGACAUGAAUGUUUUUUAGGUUAUGUAACUGAAUAAAACGUAGACUGAUAAAUUCAUUAUUGGUCUAUGGAAUAAAGUGUAUUUUAAAUAUCUAAAUAAAGUUUAUUUUGUAUAAA
Molecule: messenger RNA, 952 nt
Organism: Coccinella septempunctata (seven-spotted ladybird)
Lineage: Eukaryota; Metazoa; Arthropoda; Insecta; Coleoptera; Coccinellidae
Gene: Ski6
Product: exosome complex component RRP41
Exons: 1
Coding region: 92-844 (250 amino acids)
Biological process (GO): nuclear mRNA surveillance; U4 snRNA 3'-end processing; poly(A)-dependent snoRNA 3'-end processing
Cellular component (GO): nucleolus; cytoplasmic exosome (RNase complex); nuclear exosome (RNase complex)
Source: RefSeq, a predicted model, not a curated record